Juglans regia (Persian walnut) is the source of this 1101-nucleotide messenger RNA. RefSeq lists its product as uncharacterized. The coding region runs from base 128 to 832 and encodes 234 amino acids. The transcript has 2 exons. The record is from RefSeq and is a predicted model, not a curated record. Lineage: Eukaryota; Viridiplantae; Streptophyta; Magnoliopsida; Fagales; Juglandaceae.
AGGGAAGCCACAGAGACGGUGAGGUGAGAGAAACAGAAGAGAGAGCCAGAGGAACUGCGUAGCCCAGGAAGAAGAAAGUCAAGAGAAAGCAAAAACUCCAAGAGCAAGCUGUUGGUAUUCCCCAAAAAUGGCGUUUUAUGUGGACGAAGAAGAGGUUUGGAAAUGCCCAAAGCACCCCUCCAAGCGUCGCCGCAGCGGGAUUUGCCACGUUUGCCUCCGCGAGCGCCUCUCCAUCCUCUGUCCCGACUGCGCUAACGUCCGGCCCUGUUCCUGCCGCGCUACUGCCGCGACAACUUCGUCUUCUUCGUCCUCGUCUUCGUCCUUCUCUCGCUUCUCGACGUCAGACGGCGGCGUCGGAGCUGUCGGUCGCGUCUCCAAUCUAUUAGAGAGUGAGCCAGCCUUUCGCCGGUCCAGAUCGCUCGCGAUUCCCUUCCUCCGGUCUAGCUCCCGGUUCGUCGGUAACGAGAGCGAACUGAAAGAACCAGCGUCGGUUGGCGGUAAGAGCAGAGCUUCGUCGUUUUGGUCGGUGUUCAGAUCGCAGAAGAGCAAGAAGAUGGAAGCGGACGAAGGAAAUGCGAAGAAGCAGAACGAAGUGGCCGUGGAAGAAGAAGAAAAAGAGGACGUGAGGGCGAGGACGACGAUGAUGAUGAGGUCGAGAUCCGUGGCCGUAUCGGUGACGUCAGAUUCAGGAAUAGGGCUCGGUGGCCGAGAGAGCAGAGGGAAGGGUCGGAGUUGGUAUUUUCCGAGUCCGAUAAAGGCUUUUCGGCAGUCAAAGAUCGCCAAGGUGGUUCAGGAACGGUCUCCUUUAUACAGAGGAGGGACUGUGCAUUAAUGCAAAUAUAUUUUUGCAAAUAAGCAUUUGUGGUUGGGAAUUAUGUUGGAAAUUGUUUUCAAGUGUGCCAUAAUAAAUGGGUAGCUGCUUGUUUUGGAGGAUUUUUUUGUAAAUAAUUACAUGCCAACCAGUUUGGGAGGUGCUUGAUUUGGUUGAGGUUAGUUAAAGAAUCUUCCAGUGUUAACUGCCUUAUAAUGUAUGAUGGAAAAAUUACAAGUAAUCUGGGAUUUUGGCCCCACUUAUCAUGUGGGUUUGAAUGUACUGGAAAG